Oryza brachyantha (malo sina) is the source of this 2598-nucleotide messenger RNA. Its product is annotated as auxin response factor 14. NCBI's taxonomy places the organism in Eukaryota, Viridiplantae, Streptophyta, Magnoliopsida, Poales, Poaceae. Gene Ontology annotation, biological process: response to hormone; regulation of DNA-templated transcription. Bases 169 to 2367 code for a protein of 732 amino acids. The transcript has 10 exons. The record is from RefSeq and is a predicted model, not a curated record. Gene Ontology annotation, cellular component: nucleus. Gene Ontology annotation, molecular function: DNA binding.
GCUACUACGGCCCCCGGCCCCGCCACGGUGAGCGGUGGUGGAGCCCCUCCUCCUCCUCCUCUCGUCGCUUCCGGCGCCCAACGCACACGCGAGAGGGAUAGGUAGGGGGGGAGGGGGAGCCCAAAUGGCAGAGGAGGUGGUGUAGUAGGAGAGGAGGUGCAUUCAUUGAUGCCGCCGCCGCCGCCUCCGCCUCCGCUUUUAACGCGCUCGUCGGCUGCUCCGCUACCUGCGCCGCGGGCCUCCACCGAAGUAGUCAAGGCCACCGACUUUGGGGCGCGGCGACGGGGAGAGGAGAUGGGGAUUGACCUCAACACGGUGGAGGAGGAGGAGGCGGAGGAGGGGGGCCAGGCCGCGGCGGUGUGCGGGGAGCUGUGGCACGCGUGCGCCGGGCCGGGGGUGGCGCUGCCGCGGCGGGGGAGCGCCGUCGUGUACCUGCCGCAGGCGCACCUCGCCGUGGGCGGCGGCGGCGGGGACGUGCCUCCCGGCGCGGUGGGCGUGCCCCCGCACGUGGUGUGCCGCGUCGUCGACGUCGAGCUACGCGCAGACGCGGCGACCGACGAGGUGUACGCGCGGCUCGCGUUGGUGGCGGAGGGCGAGAUGUUGCGGCGAAACUUCCGUGGGGGUGGAGGUGAAGAUGGUGCAGGCGAGAUGGAGGGUUGUGAUGCAGAGAAGAAGCCCCGGAUGCCGCACAUGUUCUGCAAGACACUCACAGCAUCUGAUACAAGCACCCAUGGAGGUUUUUCUGUUCCUCGCCGGGCUGCGGAGGACUGCUUCCCACCUUUGGACUAUAAGACUAUCAGGCCUUCUCAAGAGCUUAUUGCCAUGGACUUGCAUGGUACACAAUGGAAGUUCCGGCAUAUUUAUAGAGGUCAGCCUCGUAGGCAUCUUCUAACUACUGGAUGGAGUUCAUUUGUCAAUAGGAAAAAACUAGUCUCAGGGGAUGCCGUCCUGUUUCUUCGAGGUGAUGAUGGCCAACUAAGACUAGGUGUGAGGAGAGCAGUUCAACUUAGAAAUGAGGCCCUCUUUGAACCUGUCAACAGCAGUGAUUCAAAGCUGCGCAUUCUAUCUGCUGUUGCCAAUUCCUUGGAAAAUAAAAGCAUAUUCCAUGUUUGUUUCAACCCAAGGAGUGGUGCGUCAGAAUUUAUUGUGCCGUACUGGAGAUUCUUGAAGAGCCUGAACCAUCCAUUUUCCAUUGGAAUGAGGUUCAAAGCUUGCUAUGAGAGUGAAGAUGCUAAUGAGAGGUCCACUGGAUUGGUUUCGGGCAUUAAUGAAGUUGAUCCCAUAAGAUGGCCUGGAUCAAGAUGGAAAUGCCUACUGGUAAGAUGGGAUGAUAGUACUGAUAACAACCACCAAAACAGAGUCUCUCCAUGGGAGAUCGAGAGAGUUGGUGGCAGUGUUUCGGUUACUCAUUCCCUGUCAUCUGGUUCGAAGCGAACCAAACUGCACUUUCCUCAAGGCAAUUUGGAUACUCCAUUUCUUAAUGGAAAUGGUCAUCCGGAAUCCAUGGGAACUGAAAAUUUCCACAGGGUCUUGCAAGGUCAAGAAUUUAGGGGUUCUAGGUCUCAUGGUGUUGUAUGCUCUGAACCACCUGGUCCUGCUGUACCAAACUUUCAAGCUCCUGACAAUAGGAGAUUUUCUGCCAAUAUGCGGGGCUACAUGAUGCCAGCAAGUGCCCCCCCGCAGCGAAACACGGAGUUUACUUAUCAGCCCGUAGGCUUUGGUGAAUCUCUUGGAUUCCCAGAGGUCUUGCAAGGUCAAGAAAUGUCACAAGUAGUUCCUUUGUUCCGAGGAGCUACUUCUGGCGCUCGCACACAGAAUGAUAGAGUUGUGUCUACUAAUUCUGUGCAUAGAUCAGCUGCGCUGAGUGGAUUGCCGGCUGCAACUCAAGGGCACGCCAUCUCGCAGUUUACUUUGUCAGCAUCAAAAGUAUCCUCUCCUUCGUCGGUUCUGAUGUUUAACCAAGCAACAGCUCCACAUCUUGAGCCCAAAGACGGAGCCGGCAACAAAGGUAUAUAUGGCAGCCAGUUUGCUUCCCAGGAGAUGCUUGCAGAAGCUGUAACCUGGCCGGCUAUACAACAUCAGAUGCCAACUGCAAGCAGCCAGUUCGCCAUGGCGAAAGCCUCGGCUCCUCCAAGCAGAGCUGAAUCCGGGUCGCCGAAGAGUGGCGCUGGGAGAAGCAGCUGCAGGCUCUUUGGCUUCUCCUUGACCGAGAACAUGCUGGGAGAAGACGCACAGGUCCUGGAGGAAGGAAGCAGCGAAGCCGAGCGCCAGAACCCGCGGGUGCUCGAGCUGUUUGGGCACAGGCACAGCCACUCCACUCCCGGCGCUCUUCAUGCCCUGUGUGCUGCUGCUCCCUUGGGAAUGUGAUGCUGCAUUGCUGAUUGCUGGCUACCAUGCUGCUUCCCCAGACGGUUUGCUCUGGGGAAAUGGUCGUUGUAUCAGUCUACUUGUAUGAACGAAUUGCAUAAUGUGUCGUCAGAUACUUUCUAGUAGAUUUCAAUUUCAUUGGCAUGUAAGCAUGUUCUUGUAAGGAUUUCAUUGGCUCUGUGUGCUGCUUCUAAGACUAGCUUGAAAUUUACUGGUGUUUGUUCGUAGCUA